CCAGGUGCGGGAGAGGCGGAAGACCCCAGCAGUCAUUUCCGACCUCCUUUCCGCGCGCAGCCAGAAAACAUUGCUGGCCCUUCAUAACCUUUUGCGCAUCACCUCCAUCUGGCUCGGUGUGAGAUUUGCUUCUUCACAUUUUCUCGUCACUCCUUUGUGCUUUGCACUUGCUAGGUCGCGGUUGCCUUCUCUUCCUCCACGUUUGUCUUGUUUACCUAGUCGCUUUACUAGGCUCAACCCUUUAAAUCCCCACGUCCAGGGCUUCCACCGUUCCGAACAGAACAACACCAACCUCGACGAACCCCAGAAUCAUACUCGCACACAAUGGGUGGCCCAGAUUGGCUUGAAGUCGGCGCGCCGACGCUCGACCGUCCCUUUGGGCUGGCAUUAUGGCCUAUUUUCGAGAAAUGCUUUGAGCCCAUCGCUGGCUACAAGCCCCAGGACUUCCGCUUCGUCCAAGGGGAGACGCCGCUCUCGACAUUCAAGGUCUGCGUUAUCACGCUGAUCACAUACUACAUUAUCAUCUUCGGUGGACGGGAGCUCAUGCGCAACCGUGAGCCCUUCAAGCUCAACUUUCUCUUCAAGGUCCACAACUUCUACCUCACGGCGAUCAGCGGCACCUUACUUCUCCUUUUCGCCGAGCAAUUGAUCCCCAUUGUCGUCAGGAAGGGUCUCUUCUUCGCUAUCUGCGACCACCAGGGUGGAUGGACCGACAAGCUCGUCAUUUUGUACUACCUCAACUACCUCACCAAGUUCCUGGAGUUGAUUGACACCUGCUUCCUGUUCUUGAAGAAGAAGCCAUUGACUUUCCUCCACACCUACCACCACGGCGCGACCGCUCUCCUCUGCUACACCCAGCUCAUUGGUCACACUCCCGUGUCAUGGCCCGUCAUCACUCUCAAUCUGGCUGUCCACGUUGUCAUGUACUGGUACUACUUCCAGAGCGCGCGAGGCAUCCGCAUCUGGUGGAAGAAGUACAUCACCGUUGGCCAGAUUACUCAGUUCGUCCUCGACCUCGGCUUCAUCUACUUCGCCUCGUGGACUUACUUCACAAGCACCUACUGGCCACACAUGCCCAACAUGGGCAAGUGUGCUGGUGAGGAGUUUGCUGCCAUCUCCGGCAUCUGCAUCAUCACGUCGUACCUCUUCCUCUUCCUCGCCUUCUACUUCGCCACAUACAAGAAGCCGGUGCCCAAGGGCCGCCGCAGGGCUACAAGCGCGUUGGUGGAGAUGAAAGACGAGAAGGUGCCAACUGUUGGUGAAGCUCGCAGGCGUCUUUCGACCUCGCGUGUUGGUGUCACUAACGGUGUCGCUACAGGAGCUUCACCCAACGGCACACCCAAUGGACGCGCGACCCGCAGCCGCAAGGCCUAAGUUCGAUCGUUCGGAGGACAUACGGAGUGCUGUGCGGCGGAAAGAGCUCUUUGAAGCAUUGGAUGACGCACAACGGCCUCUCGCCGUCGAAGCACUCGAACUACUCUGCGAUAGCACCUGAGGUAGCACUCGAUGCUCUUCAGGGCUAGCCAAAUGUUACGGGCCAAGCACCGGUUCGGAACAAACUUCGUCAAGUGGAGCCACCUUUCGGCCGGGCUCCUACCAAUUCGUUCUUGACUCGAUAUCAGCCUGGAGGGCUACAAUUUCCAUAUCUUAUUGUAAUUGCUAUGUUUGGGGCUCGAUACUUUUGGUCCGGCCCCGUGUCACGAUAAAAGCAUGUAAGAGCAUGGUUGGUCGGUUCGCGUUACGACAACUCUGGUGUUAGUCUUGGGCUUUGGUAUGGGCGGUAGAGCACGUUCUAGAAAAUAUUCAAUGACACAUAAUGCAUAAUCGUCAA
Messenger RNA from Alternaria rosae, 1831 nucleotides. RefSeq names its product elongation of fatty acids protein 3. Gene Ontology annotation, biological process: fatty acid elongation, polyunsaturated fatty acid; very long-chain fatty acid biosynthetic process; sphingolipid biosynthetic process. Bases 325 to 1374 code for a protein of 349 amino acids. Lineage: Eukaryota; Fungi; Ascomycota; Dothideomycetes; Pleosporales; Pleosporaceae. The record is from RefSeq and is a predicted model, not a curated record. The transcript has 4 exons. Gene Ontology annotation, molecular function: fatty acid elongase activity. Gene Ontology annotation, cellular component: endoplasmic reticulum membrane.